Cydia pomonella (codling moth) is the source of this 957-nucleotide messenger RNA. RefSeq names its product histidine-rich glycoprotein-like. Gene Ontology annotation, cellular component: extracellular matrix. The transcript has 3 exons. The coding region runs from base 23 to 412 and encodes 129 amino acids. The record is from RefSeq and is a predicted model, not a curated record. Lineage: Eukaryota; Metazoa; Arthropoda; Insecta; Lepidoptera; Tortricidae.
AAGCAAAUAACGUACUCGAAAAAUGUACACAAAGGUAUUCCUUACCGUCAUUACCCUGGCCAUGGCUGCAGCCAGGCCUCAAGAAGGGCACCAUCACGGGCACGGACACGCAUAUUCCUCUCAGAGCAUAGUGCUUCACAAAAGCCAUGGACAUGAGCACGAGCAUAAACACCAUGACCACUCUGCUCCGCAGCAGUCUGGCAGCGAGAAGAAACAGGAGGAACAUCACCACGAUUACUAUGCGCACCCUAAGUACGAGUUCGAGUACAAGGUAGAGGACCCGCACACCGGCGACAAGAAGUCCCAGCACGAGUCCCGCGACGGCGACGUCGUGAAGGGCUACUACAGCCUGCAUGAUGCUGACGGCACCAUCAGGAUUGUUCACUACUCCGCCGAUAAACACAGCGGGUAAGAGAUUUAAAAUAAUUACUUGUAGCUUGUAGCUUAAUUGAGAUUCCUAAUUAGAAUUGAACGAUGAACGAACUUAUUUCAACAUGAACUUGUAAUACACUAAAACAAUGUGCUCUAAAUGACCCCUUUAAGUUGCAAUGAAAUGUAAAUAUACGAACGUUAAAACUAUAUUUUAAUCACAAACCCGUUUCUUUUUCUUUUCCAGUUUUAACGCUGAGGUCACGAGGGAAGGUCACGCUAAGCAUGUAAUCCCUACGCACCAUCAUUGAAAACUCUACUCGUUGUAUUACUUUGUUGCCUAUUGUUAAUAAAUUUUAUGAAAUGUACUUGUUUUUUUAUUCAUGUUUUAUUUUUGAUACUGCGGUUCAAAAUCUUAAUGUGCAAAGUUUACACAAUUCAGAUAGGAGUAGUUGCUCAUAUCAGCUGAACUUUUUUCACUCCACCAGCCAAAACCAAAAAAUUCACCUUAUCUUAGCUGCUAUGUAUGUUACAGUAAUAACAACAUAAUAUGGGUGUUUUCUAUGUAUAUAUCCAUGUUUAUCGACG